GACGGUAGGUGAGGCAAUAUGGUAGCUUUUUCAGCGUAUCGGGAUGGCAUCUGCUCAGAUAUGCCCCCUUCGUUCCCCCAAUUGACGUUUCUUCUCUUUCCCCCUUUAGAAUCACAUGACACAUACAUUUAGACAUACCACACGUGUCACAUAGCAUACUGUAGCGGCUACAACGCCACUGUUCAUAUUUGCAAUCUGCAUCCUCUAUAUUUCUACUUCAUACCCAGUUCGAUAGAAUAAUUCGAUUCAUACCACACCCGCCAACAUGUCCUACAAACCCGCCAUCUCCACCAUGUCCCUCGGGCGCUGCUGGGCCGGCCACGACUUCACCCACAAGCUCGACAUGGCCGCCAAGCACAACCUGACCGGCAUCGAGAUCUUCUUCGAAGACCUCGAAGACGUCGCCGCCCAGCUCCCCGGUGGCGCGACCCCCGCCAACCAAAUCCAGGCCUCCAAGAACAUCGCGAAGCUCUGCGCAGACCGUGGCCUCACCAUCAUCGGCCUACAACCCUUCCUCCACUACGAGGGCCUCUACGACCGUGCCGAGCACGCCAAACGCAUCGAGAAGCUGAAGCUCUGGCUACAGCUUGCGAAAGCCCUAGGCACCGACAUCAUCCAGAUCCCAACCAACUUCCUCCCAGCAUCCGAAUGCAGUUCCGACAUCGACCUCAUCGUGGCCGACAUGGUCGAAGUGGCCGACAUGGGAGCGGCGCAGGACCCGCCCAUCAAGUUCGCGUACGAGAGCCUCGCGUGGGCGACGCACAUCGACACGUGGGAGCGCUGCUGCGAGAUCGUUGCGAAAGUAGACCGGCCGAAUUUCGGGCUGUGCCUGGACACGUUCAACAUCGCGGGCCGCGUGUACGCGGACCCGGCUGCUGUGAGCGGGAAGACGGUGAACGCGGAGGCGGAUAUGGCGGCGUCGAUUGCGCGGCUGUUGAAGACGGUGGACGUGAAGAAGGUGUUUUAUAUCCAGGUGGUGGAUGCGGAACGGCUGGCUGCGCCGCUGAUUGAGGGGCAUGAGUUCUGGGCGCAGGAUCAGGUGGCGCGGAUGAGUUGGUCACGGAAUUGUAGGUUGUUUUACGGGGAGCAGGAGUUGGGAGGGUAUUUGCCCGUGCUGGAGAUUACGAGGGCGUUUAUUGAGGGGCUGGGGUAUGAGGGGUGGGUGAGUAUGGAGCUGUUUAGUCGCGUCAUGACGUAUAAGGAGAAGGAGAUUCCGGAGCAGUUGGCGAGUAGGGCUGCGACGGCGUGGUCGAAACUGGAAAGAGAUUUGGGGCUGAAUGCUGUUAAGGGGGCGGUGAAUGGGGGUGCACAUUUGGAAGAGGCGCGGCUAUAGGGAUCAGAGAGGUUCGUAGAUGAUUGAUGAAUGCAGAAAGCAGCCCUUCGGUAACGCUACAUGGAUAUCAAUAUGAAUGGGGUGAGACUUCCAUUGCAGACAUAGACAAAAUUUGGCAAGGCCCUUCAAUGCUUGAAAGUUGUAUAGCUAGGCCAA
Messenger RNA from Mytilinidion resinicola, 1489 nucleotides. Its product is annotated as xylose isomerase-like protein. The record is from RefSeq and is a predicted model, not a curated record. The transcript has a single exon. Lineage: Eukaryota; Fungi; Ascomycota; Dothideomycetes; Mytilinidiales; Mytilinidiaceae. Bases 266 to 1333 code for a protein of 355 amino acids.